Messenger RNA from Cryptotermes secundus, 4516 nucleotides. RefSeq lists its product as uncharacterized. NCBI's taxonomy places the organism in Eukaryota, Metazoa, Arthropoda, Insecta, Blattodea, Kalotermitidae. Bases 6 to 4373 code for a protein of 1455 amino acids. The record is from RefSeq and is a predicted model, not a curated record. Gene Ontology annotation, molecular function: protein binding. The transcript is spliced from 5 exons.
CUGUGAUGGAGGAUCAGUUCAGAGGUGCUGCAACAUUUAGGGUUUCAAAUGGUGUCCAUUGCUUUUUAAGUGCAGCACUGAAAAACCGAGAAUGGUUCUGGGGUGUGGUGUUAAUUUUGCUGCUUAUAAUCGGCUGCGUGGAAAUUAACCCUGGACCACGUACUAACACGGCACCAGUAAGUGGACAGCCAAGGAGAAAAUACGGCAGCAUUGAAAGCAGACAUGACCGAAACUGGAACCAGGAAGAAAUGCCAGCAGUGCUUUCAGGCUGCUGGCCGUUUACAUGGUGGUGCAGAAGCGAGCCGCUGCCGGACGAGGAGAGGUUGCUAGGAAGCAGAACAGGGCAACAGCUCGAUCUGCCUUCUAGGGCUGAAUCGGAAGAUGACGAGCUUCUGGAAGUGAAUCCGGUGCUAAAUGAUAGAAAUACUCACGAUUUGCACCCUAAAUCCGAAGAUCUAUGCCAAAUGAGCAGUGAUUCAAUACAGGAGCCAGACACUGAAGAAGACUUAACUGAAACAAAUAUAACCACAGAAUAUGGAGACUCAUUGGAAAAGACAGUUCUAAAUUAUAACAUCACACUUAAUGAAGAUAAUGGUGACGAAGGAGUAGGGGUAAACAAUCAUAGAUAUGUAGGCAGAGAAGUUGUAGACGAAGAGUCCGACAUUGUCCUCCGUAGAGGCAUUGCUAAUCUGAUGUCAUCAGCGUCGGAAGAUGACUUUUUCUUGCAAGGGCACCGCGAAAGGCGAAAAGGCAUUUUGCUACAGAGAGGUUUGUCUUUGGGUUUGGAGAAUAUCUUGGAAGAAUACGACGCUACUGACGUUGCCUUUGUAAAAGGAAGCAAUAUAUCACAGGAGGACGAUUAUUCGGACAUUAUGGGUAAAAUAGUUAAUUUCCAGGGUCAAGAUAUCCCUGUAGCUUCGUUAAUUGGUGAAACUAUUCACCCAGAAACAGAAAUACUGCUAAAAGAAUUUAAAAAUUCAUUCAUCAAGGGAAGUAAACCUGUCAUAGGAUCUGCACAUGUUCAAAAUGUAGAGCAUUAUAUUCCUCGUAUGCUACAAAGAAAGGUCAUAGUGCGCAAUGAAAUUUUCAAACACAGAACGAGCAAGCUACCAGCUGUUUUUGCUAUCAGUGGGAUGACAAAACAAGAACUUCAAGAUCUAAUUCUGCCAGGUGAGAGUAUUUGUCAGUUUAACGAUUGCUCAUGGAUUGAAAAUGCUGUCCCCAAAUUCAUCUUACUUGACGAUUUGACAGCGGAACGUGAUUACAAUGACCUCUGUGUGAGAGCACGGAACUUUAAAGCCAUUCACUGGCUUUCAAAACAAACGGAAGGACUAGAAUGGAAGAACUCUAAAGGGAAUAUCGAUAUUAUACGUCAAUAUAUAGAGCCAAACCAGAUUAAGCACAUCCAUUCACUCACAGACAUGAAAGAAGAGACGGUCAUAUUAAGUGGAAAUAAUGGCGAAGGAAAAUCUACAUAUCUGACAAAUCUACAAAGUGAAAUAAAUGAAAUGUUCCCUGCCACAUGGGUCAUCAGAUUAAACUUGAAUGAGCACGAAAGUGCAAUAGAAAAAUGUGAUAUGACAAAGAAUCAUGUAAUUGAACUCUUAUCGUCUGCUGCUGGAUUAGGAACCUCUCCUUAUUCCUCACUGGAGAAAGCAUUUCUGAAGUAUAGCUUGCAGGUAACCAGGAACGCAGUUGUGCUGGUGGACGAGAUAGGCUUCAGCCAAAUUAAGAAGAGCCAAGAGUUGCUGAGGAUUCUGAAAAUCAUGAACUUGAAGAAACUGAUCAUCGCUACCCAUUCCUAUACAGCCAUAUCAAUCGAGAAUAUGUUUUCCAAAAUGGCCUUCUCUUUAAAACCAUUGUCAAAUAAAGAGUUACAAAUGUUGAUGAUAAAAUUGUGGAAAACAAACCUGCAGUAUACAGAAGACACAUAUUGCGAAGAAUUUUCUACUGCUUUGCUCCAUCUAAUUGAGAAAUCUUUUGCCAAGGGGAACUUAAUCACCCCAUUUGAUAUUAAGAUUCUAGCUCAUGCAUACGAGAAAGAUUAUACAAAAUUACUUAUGACUAAAGUAAUUGAUUUGCCAGAGCAUAUAGACAUGAUGGAAUUGUAUGAGAAGUAUCUUAAAUGGGGAUUCGAAAUGUACAAAAGUACUGAUCCCAAUUUUAACAAAGACUGGGAUAAUUAUUUGACCGAUAUUACAAACGCUUCAAUGCUAUCAAUGUUUCCUGGAGAAACAGUCAAAACACUCAUUUCGCGCGAAACUAUCGAAGAUACAAUAUAUAGGUACAUAGAAAAGUUUCCUUUUCUCCACAACAGUCUACAAGUAUUUUUGGCAGCAAAAUGGUUAGCUGAAAAUUAUCAGGUCCACAGAUCGUUUAUUCAAGAUACAUAUUUCAAAACAGAACUUCAAACAAUGUGGGCAAUGUAUGACAGGAUUCUUGCUAAGCAAUGCGAAUUACACACUUCAGUGUUGGAUAGAGAUGUGGAGAAAGUAAGAGACUUGGUUUCCAGUGGAACUGAUAUAAAUUCUUUGGACAAUGGCGGAAGAACUGCUUUACAUCUUGCUGCUAUACAAGGAAAGUAUUUCACUGAGGGUGACUACCAGUGUGCUCAGAUCACAUCACUUUUAAUAAAGCAUGGCGCAGACGUCUCGAUUACUGACAGUGUGUUAGAAUGGUCCGCAUUACGAUAUGCCGACAUGACAGGAUCAUGGUCCAUGAUAGACAGAUUUUUACAAGAAACAUUCGAUAUCAACGAUAUGACAUGCACUAAACAGAAACUCCGUAACCGUAAUUCUUUGCAAGAGAUUUUAAGUAAUGCCGCUGCUUACGGACUUACAUAUUUAACAAAAUAUAUUCUGGACACUGGAGUUGAUAUAAACACACCCCUUCAUUCCACAAAAUACUCCCACCAGCAGUAUGGACUCUUGCAUAUCGCAUCUGAAAAUGGGCAUGUAUCUCUUGUGAGAUUUCUGUUGGAAAAUGGAGCUGAAAUAAAUAUGUGCAACUGGAACAACAGUACACCAUUGCACUUGGCUUGUAAUCAUGGACAUAAAGAAUGUGUUCUGAUGUUAUUGGAAGGACCCGCUUGUAUCAAUGAGAGUAACAAGGAUGGCGAUACCCCUUUGCAUGUAGCUGUCCGCGCGGGAAAUUGUGAUAUUGUUGACAUUCUACUGAAUAGGAAAGCGGACUUGGACUCGUGCAAUAAAUACGGUGAUACACCACUGCAUGUGGCAUGUCAGGAAAACAAUUUGACAGCAGUCAGCCUUCUCAUGGACAAAAAUGCUGAUGAGAAUGUCCGGAACAAUAAUGGCGACAGUCCUCUAGAUUAUGCCAUAAAAGAAGGCCACACAACACUGGUAAAGUAUAUUUUGAAGAGAGCUGGAAAAAGAUUGAUGCCCCGGGAAGGGGAUGGACGCACAUAUGUACAUCUUGCUGCUAUAACGGGCGAUAUCCUGAUGCUAGAUUACUUGCUCCAAGUGCUGCCAGAAGUGAAUAUGGGCACAGCUGGAGGAGAUACUCCUCUGCAUCUUGCUUCCUUGCACGGAAAUACAGAUGCCGUUCUUUUCCUACUGAAAAAAGGAGCUGAGAACAAUAAACCCAACAAUUACGGAAAUACUCCUCUACACCUUGCUUCUUUGCGAGGUAAUAUUAACACCCUGCAUGCGUUACUUGAACACGAUGCACAGGUCAAUGUUUGUAAUAUGGAAGGCAACACACCACUACAUUUGGCCUCUAUUCAAGCGAAAGCGAACGUGGUACGGUGCUUAAUAAAAUACGGUGCUGAUAUCGAUGUUAGAAACCGUGAGAAAAACACCCCACUACAACUGGCAGCAACCAAGGGUGACUUAGAAGUCAUAAGAACCUUGUUAGUAGCCAACGCUGAUGUUAACCUCUCAAAUAGGUAUGGGAACAAAAUUCUUCAUCAAUGUGCAGAAAAUGGGAGAUUGGAUGUUUUGAAACUACUUCUACACACUGGUCAUUGUGAUGUAGAUGCAAGAAACUCUAAAGGAGACACGGCGUUACUUACAGCUACUAGGUCUGGCUUUGUAGAUAUCGUGGAGUGCUUAGCUUUUGCUGGGGCGGAUAUUAAUUUCCUACCAAUCGACAGCAACGCACCUAUACACUUAGCUGUCAUGAGCGGGAAUGUGGAGCUUGUAAAUAAAUUGUGUGAUCUAGGAGCCGAUGUAAAUAUUCGUAAUUCUGAAGGAAAUACUCCACUUCACAGAGCUCUGUACAGUGAUAACGAGGUCAUGAUACGGCAUUUGGUGGGACAUGGGGUCGAUAAGAGUAUUCAGAACAUAAAGGGCGAUACGCCAUUCGAUCUGGCUGUUCAGAUAGGGAGUAAGGACUCCAUUCUUCAUAUGCUGUGAAUAGUUAUGAAAUCUGCUUCAUUAUGUCUUAUUAUUUCGUAUGAAAAAAUAAAAAAGCAAGGAAUGCACAUUUUAAUAUCAAUCUUAAGAAAGAUUAAACCUGCAACUUCCUUGUGACAAGGGGCAUGGGGUAGUGUAGUUGG